UUUGUCGAUCUACGGCGGACUUCCUUUUCUGACGCCACUGCCCGGCAAGGCUGUCUCACGCCUUUAUUUGUGGCCGUUGUACAGCAAAACUGGAUUUUAUAACAAGUCAUAGUAGACAGACACACCGUAGUACAACUUUCUCAAGGACGUAGGUGAGUCUCCUUCAGAAUAUAUUUAACUUUAGGACUGUAUCGACUCAGCGGAGUGUGUAUGUCGGCUUCACGUGCGGAGAGGCCUAAUGCUAGUUAGCUUAGCAUGAACCCCGCGCCACGUUAUGUCACCAAAAAGGAUCAAUGCAGGCUACCAACGUAACGCCACAACAUGCACGUUAUCCUAAAGAUUAUAUGAAAGGCACUAUGUUUGACUCAUGUGGUUACAGCAGGAGAUUGUUUGAUUUAUACACACACUGUCCAUCCAAGCGGUUUUUAGAUGAGCUAAGUGAGCUAAGACCCCCUCUGCUAAGCUUUCACAGACAGAUAGGACUAUUGACAGCUAGGGCUGGCCGAUAUGGGAAAAAAAUUAUAACGAUAUUUUUUUUCAUAUCAGUCGAUAUCGAUGUAUAUCACGAUAUGAAAAAUGAAAUUUAACAGUGCUUAUUGGUAGCAUGUCUUUUGCAAUACAAUAAGCUACUGCAUCAGUGAGGUCUUAGUGUCUCUGACGUUUUGUCAUAAGGUGUUGCGCUGGAGAAAUCAGACUGAAUGGUCGGCUGUUUUGGCUGCACAGGUGUUAUUGGCUCCUUGCUCCGGUCGUGGUUGUUAACCUUUUGCAUUGUGCAUGCUCUGCUGUUUGGCACUGUUUCAGGUGGUGAAAUAGCUUUGAGGUAUGCCCCCGACUUUGUGAGAACAUGUACACAACAUAAUUUGCAGUGCACAUUAGGGAUGCACUCAUUUCUUUUUUUUUUCUCACAGACAGUGCUGUCUACUUCACGUGUUAAAGUGCUAUGUUUGCAUGCAGCCUGCUACUACGCAGUUGUUUACUACUUGGCUCUAAUUCAGCACAUGAUUGAUUCUGCGUGAAGCGAACUCGGAACAACACUCUUUUCAUUGGCUGUUUGUAUAGUCUACCAAAACAUGGCAGAAUGCCCACCAUUGAAAAGCAUAUUGACUAUGGUUUGUAAUGAUAUUGAGAAUAAUAAUCUUUCAAUAUUUAUUGUUCUCGUUUUAUUGCCCAGCCCUAUUGACAACUAUCUCGAUCUGCACGCCAUACCAGCAUAAAUAAAAAUUUCAUACAGUACCCGUACCCUGUCCCCUUUUAAUGUUUGUUUUCACAUCUGUAAUUUUGUCUUUCCAGCUUGACAGCUUCCUUCAGCAAUGUCUCGUUUCUUUGCCACCGGGUCUGACAGUGAGUCAGAGGAGUCCUCAUCCGCCGAUGAGAUCACCCCCAAAGCACCCGGGACAACCUUCAAGCAGUCAGUGCAGCUCUGUAAUCCCCAAUUAUUCAACUCUCAUUGUUGUUUGUUGGUAUCUUACACAUCUGUUUCCACAGGUCGCUGCUCCUCAGUGAUGAUGAGGAGGACACUAAGAGAGUGGUGCGCAGCGCCAAAGACAAAAGGUAAGUGUGCAUCACAUCUUUACACACACAUAUAUAUAUAUAUAUUUUUUUCCCAGCAUUUUUUCUUUUCAGAUUUGUUUUUAAUAUGGAACUUAAUCCUGGUCCUUAGGUUUGAGGAGCUGACCAACCUAAUCAAGACGAUCCGCAAUGCAAUGAAGAUUCGUGACAUGGCUAAAUGUCUUGAAGAGUUUGAGCAGUUAUGUCGAGCCUUCCUCAAAAGCAAGAAUAUAGUAGACAAAGAGGGUGUUCCCCCUUUCUACAUCCGUCUUUUGGCUGAUCUGGAGGACUACCUGAACCAGGUCAGAGAUUGAGAAAUCGAAUGCAAAUUUGCAGUAAUUCUGCCAGCAGUAAAUUGAACAUGCUGGGCUUAAUGUUUUCUUGCAACUCCCAGCUUAUGUUUUUAUUUUUAUUUUUUUGUUUUUGCAAAACAAAUGUACCAUUAUCUAUAUCUUUGCAGCUAUGGGAGGAUAAGGAGGGCAAGAAGAAGAUGAACAAAAACAAUGCAAAAGCUCUCAGUACCCUUCGCCAGAAGAUCCGCAAGUACAACAGAGAUUAUGAAACAGAAAUAGCCGCAUACAAGGAGGUGAAUAAAAAUCUUUCUCUCAGCAGUUCUCUGAUUUUCUUAUCUCAAUAAAAAAAGGGGUUUAAUGAAAAUUUGAUAACUUCUGGAGCAGAUGUUAGUGGAUGUGCUCUUCUGCCAAAACACCUGACUGUGUCUUCGUGUCCUCUUUCUCUUUCUGUAUUAGAACCCACAGGAGUCUGCAGAUGAAGAGGAGGAGAAGGAGCCAGGGGACUCUGGUAAGUUAGAGUUUUGUGCAUAUUUUCAUUGAAUUUAUAAGACCUGUAUAAAAUGUACAAGAGCGGAAGAAAGCAGCACAAAUUCACCCCGAAAUCAAAGCAUAUGAGGCAUGAGAUGUUACACACAUGUUUAUUAGACUGGAUUACUUGCAGGUACCAGAUACUUUUGCACAUCGUCACAUUAGUCAGAACAAUGUAUGAUUCGCUGCAUUAUGAAGUCUGAUGGUUCAAAUUGUGUUUGAGAGAAUGAGAGCAGAGUCACAUCUGAUAAAAGUUGUUCGAACUUUGCUGAAGCUUGGAUGCAUGGGUUCGAUUUGCGUUUUUAUAUGUGCUUGGUAAGAGAAGAAAUCUAUGAUUAAACACAUCGAAGCAUCAUCUCUAAAUAUUUGGUUUUCUGUCACCAGGUUCAUCCUCUGACAGCGAUGACGAGGGAGGUGAUGAAGGCGUUACAGCCAAAUCCUUCUUGAAGAAAAAGCCUGAGCCCACCCCAGAGGCCAGCAAGUUCCUCAAGACUGCUAAAGGAUCCGGGGUAAGGGGCCCAAAUCAUGUUUGCCCAAUUUUUCUUCCUACUUUGUGAGAGUGGGUUGUGCCGAAGUGCUGAUAGUUUUUCUUUUUUGUAAACUUCUGAUAGGAUGAGUCCUCCUCUAGUGAAGAUGAUGAUGAUGAAGACUGGAGCUCUGACUCCGUCCACAGCGGCAGUGAGAGCUCUGAUGAAGGGGAUGAGAAGACCUCUUCCUUGGCUGUGGUCUUCCUCAAGAAGUGAGUCUUCUCUUCGACGUCUCUCAUGUUUGCUUGAAAGUUAUUUCUGAAUUUCAAAUCUGAUGCUCAACAACACGCUCUGUGUUUUUCUGCUCAAGGACCCUAGACACUGAGAAGUCUGAGAAGAGGCUCGGGAAGAAAAGGAAGCCCAAGAAGAAAGAGCGGCUGGAGGAAGAGGCAGAGGAGGAGGGAGGAGAGGAGGUGGAAGGAGGCUGGGAGAAGGUGAAGGGAGGCGCCCCAUUGGUUAAGGUAAGGGAGGGAUAUGAUGAAAGCCCUUUCACAUUGACAGUCCGCUAUCACAUGAAGCUGAUGAAACAAUUCUGUCAUUGUUUAGUUUUUUGUAUUUUCUGCCCAUUAGGAAAAACCCAAGAUGUUUGCCAAAGGCACAGAGAUCAACAUCCCAGUCGUGGUGAAGAAGCUGAAUGAGAUCCUGCAAGCCAGAGGCAAGAAGGGCACGGACAGGUAAGAUCACCACAUGAACUAAUGUUUAAAUUCAUACAACAAGACAACACAGAUUAGUCUCGGUUACAUGUUCAGUUUUUUUAAAAAAAGUCAAAUUAAACACAUUUUAAAAGAAGUUUUUGUAUUUUGUUUAUUAGUAAAGUUUAUGAAGUAUUGUGCUGCUCCCCCUUGUCUUGCCUUUCCUAAAUUUUACUGAUUCUACUGUUUCCAAAAAUAUUGCGCUAAUAUUUGUGAUUGAGCCACGAUAAGCAGAAGGUGAAAGUCUGAUACCAUGACUAACUUGUGCAUUUCUUCCCUUGCAAGAAUUUAUAAAUCACAAUUACAGAAGUAUUACAAAUUAAAGUCUGAACAAAUCAUAGAAAUUCAGAGAAGGAAAAACUCAGUUGUGACCCACAUAACUACACAAAUUACAUGAGGGUCAUUGUUGUUUGAGACAUUUUACUUUUUUUUUCUCUGAUCUAAUUUCUUUGCCUUUUUCCUUCCUCGGACAGAGCUGCUCAGAUUGAACUUCUCCACGCUCUGGCAGCCAUCGCUAAUGAAAACAACUUAGGCCAAGGCAUCAUGGUCAAGAUCAAGUUUAAUAUCAUUGCCUCCUUGUACGACUACAACCCUAACCUGGCAGCCUUCAUGAAGGUAAGAGCUUUUUCUCUGAGUUCCAACAUUGUUGUAUUAAUGUUUUUGUAUUGGCAAAAUUCUACAAUGAUGGUAAUGUGAAGUGAAGAAUGCAUCAUGUUGCUCUCUGCCUGCUAACUGUUUUCUUAACUGUUGAAAGUCCAAAACACAACUCUGUUGUUGUUUAAAAACUCAUCUUCUCCUCUUUUCCUUGUAGCCUGAUAUGUGGAAGAAAUGUCUGGACUGUAUUGAUGAGUUGCUGGACAUCCUGUUUGACAACAACAACAUCUUCAUUGGGGAGAACAUCGCAGAGGACAGUGAGAGUCUAGCAAUAUCAGACCAGGUAUCUCAUCAUCUUAUAUCAAUUAAUCAAUCAAAUCAAAUUUUAUUGAUAUCGCUUUAUUUAUAUUUAUUUAUUUAUAUGAAUUAUCAAGACCCAAUCUAAGAUGGGACAGAUUUGGCCCAUCUCAUCUAAUAUGAGUGACAGUGGCGAGGAAGCACUUCCUUUAACAGGCAGAAACCUUGGAAAGGACCAGACUCAUGUAUAUCAGACUUAUAUCUGAUUUUUUUUUAAUAUUCAAAGAAUGGAGUGUUUAAACGUCUUGUCUGAGUUUGUCUGCUUGUUAAAAACAACAGAUAUAUUACAGUCUGCAUGUCUAACUCUUAAAAUAGUUCAUAUUCUGCACAAACUGCUUAUUUGAGGAAGAUGGCAAUUGACUUAAUGUCAAUACCUCGACUGCUUUUUUCAGCCCUUCAGGGUUCGUGGAUGCAUUUUAACUUUGGUGGAGAGGAUGGAUGAAGAGUUUACCAAGAUCAUGCAGAACACUGACCCCCACUCCCAAGGUGAGCUGUACCACAAAAAAAAUUGAGACAUAUCUAAAAUAAUGAUAUGAUUUUGUCGCAAGAAUCCCUGAAGUUCUUUGUAUCCCUGUUUUAAGGCCUUUAACUAAUUUGUUUCUUCCCCUCUUGCUCCCCUCUAGAAUAUGUGGACAACCUGAAAGAUGAGGGGAGAGUUUGCGGCAUCAUUGACCGGCUUCUCGACUACUUGGAGACCAAAGGCAGCACAGAGGAGAUCUGUCGCAUCUACCUGCGCAGAAUCAUGCACACCUACUACAAGUUUGACUACAAGGCCCACCGGCGUAGUCUGGGGCUCCAGGGAGAGACCAAGGUGAGAAGUAAAAAAGAGUAUUACUGCUCAUAUCAGAGGAUACUGUGGUUGGAAGUGUUGGUGUGUGUUGAAAAGAUAUGGUUUGUUUGAGUCACUUAAGUGUGAUGUGCUAAGACGUGUCCAUCUGCUGUUUUCUAGUCCGAGCAGGACCAGGAGGAAAGUGAGGGAGAGGACAGUGCCGUCAUCAUGGACCGCCUUUGCAAGUUCAUCUACGCCAAGGAUCGCACUGACCGUAUCCGCACAUGCGCCAUCCUCUGCCACAUCUACCACCACGCUCUGCACUCCCGCUGGUAUCAGGCCCGCGAUCUGAUGCUGAUGAGUCACCUUCAGGACAACAUCCAGCAUGCUGAUCCACCUGUUCAGGUGAGCAGACACACACUAAGAAUAACAUGCUGAUAUCCAGUGACCCUGAAUGAACUCCUGAGUACAUAUUUCUUCUGUUCGUAGAUCCUGUACAACAGAACCAUGGUGCAACUUGGCAUCUGCGCCUUCAGACAGGGCAUGAUCAAAGACGCCCACAACGCCCUGCUGGACAUCCAGUCCUCUGGUCGAGCCAAGGAGCUCUUGGGUCAGGGUUUGCUCAUGAGGAACAUGCAGGAGAGGAAUGCAGAGCAGGAGAAGAUUGAGAAGAGACGACAAGUAAGUCAAACAUGAGAUCUCAUAUGCAGAAGAAAGAACCAUCACAGCUUGUUGUAUACAGAUGCUAAGACUUGCAACAUGUGUGUGUCAUGUAUAACCUUCUUGACUCUGAAUCAUUAUAAGACCAGGCUAACUUUGUUUUAAAUUUCCCUCACAGGUGCCCUUCCACAUGCACAUCAACCUGGAGCUGCUGGAGUGUGUAUACUUGGUGUCCGCCAUGCUGCUGGAAAUUCCUUACAUGGCUGCCCAUGAGUUUGACGCCCGCCGCAGGAUGAUCAGCAAACAGUUCCACCACCAGCUCAGGGUGGGAGAGAGACAGCCUCUGCUGGGUAAGCAACAACUCGUGGCUUCAGGAUAUCAAGUUAAGUGAAACAAAGAGGCUAACUUUAGCCUUGUGUCUUUGCUGCAGGACCCCCAGAGAGCAUGAGGGAACAUGUGGUUGCAGCCAGCAAGGCCAUGAAGAUGGGCGACUGGCGUACCUGUCACUCAUUUAUCAUCAAUGAGAAGAUGAACAGUAAAGUGUGGGAUUUGUUCCCUGAGACGCAGCGAGUACGCGAGAUGCUCGUCAGGUCGGCAUCCAUGACACUGUUUCGAUUUAUAUUUUUAUCAUGAGUGAUGACUUAAUGUAACUAUUUUUUUAGUUCUUACAAAUAUUGUUUUUCCUUUUAUACAGGAAGAUCCAAGAGGAGUCACUGAGGACCUACCUGUUCACGUACAGCAGUGUUUACGACUCUAUCAGGUAGGCAGGCACAACGUGGAACUGUUUGUUCAGUGCAGUUUCCUGUCUCUGCCUGAGCAGUCUUUAAAGUGUGUGUCUGAUUCCAAGUUCAUGAGACAGUGGUGGUGUUAUUUCUCUCUUCCAGCAUGGAGACACUCUCUGAGAUGUUUGAGUUGGAGAUCGCCACAGUUCACAGUAUCAUCAGCAAGAUGAUCAUCAACGAGGAACUGAUGGUAGGUUUGAUGUCUUCUUUCCUUUUUAGCGCUUCAUCAUUUUGUUUAUAUGCUUGAGUGUCUGAAUGUUUCCUCUUCCAAACAGGCAUCGCUCGACCAGCCCACACAGACGGUGGUGAUGCACCGCACAGAGCCCACCUCCCUGCAGAACAUGGCGCUGCAGCUGGCUGAGAAACUGGGCAGCUUAGUAGAGAAUAAUGAGCGCGUCUUUGACCUCAAACAGGGCGUCUACGGAGGCUACUUCAACAGAGGUGAGUCCAGAAAGCUAGCGUCACAUUAAGCCGUUUAAUACUUGUAGCAUGCGUUGUACUCUUCCCUAUCAAAGGUUUAUGAGUAUCCUAUAAGCUUGAUGCAAACUUAUUAUUCUCAUUACAGAUCAGAAAGGCGGCUACCAACAGAAGCAGUCCUACCAGAGAGGUACGUGAGGUUACACACAAAUACUCUGACCACAUGGUGACCUUCCCACACCAGCAGGCUUCACCUCUCUUGUUGUUUGUUUGCUGUUUUGACUUAGUUGCUGACUCAGUUCGGAUGCAUUUAAUCAUCAGCUAACUUGUAAUGUAUUCAAAAGUUCAGUUAAGGAUAAGGAUUGUGUUAUUCCUAAGAGAAGUAGGCCAUUAGUAGUGUUGAACAACCAAAAGUCCACAAUUUUCCUCACAGCCGGACUUGGAGUGAAAAUGGAGUUUAAUGUUCAGAUAACGGCGCUGUAAGAUCAAGUCUGAUAAACGUGAUGUCCACACGAUUAUACUUGAUCUAUUCUUAUGAAAAGUGAAGGACUCAUGAGAAGUUUGUCCAGUAUGGAUAUUGUUUGAACAGCACCCCUAUUUUGGUGUUUAUUACAGGUUUACAUACUGAUACACUGUCCUAAAGAAGCUUACCUGAGGAUUAUCUAAAACCAUGACAUUUGAAAUUGUGUUUCAGCCAGUGAAAAGCAUUUACAUGUUGUUGUCUGAUCAAAACAAUCGUGUUUUUUUUCCAUGUUUACAGAUCAGAAAGGCGGCUACCAGCAAAACAAAGGAGGCUACCAGAGAGGCGGCUACAGAAAUCAAAACCAAAGCAACUACUGAGCUUUGAACACGUAGAUUUCGCUCCCUAGUCUUCAUUCCAUAACUUCAACAAAAACAACAAUGACUUGUGUGUCUGAGCUCGGCACUUGGCUGUUCUCCUUCAUUGUAGCAGUGCAAACCAUUCUUGCUGCAACUAGUUAAGUGUUUUAAUAUUGCUUAUUUGAUUGACAGUAAAAGGUUUGAAGAGUUAAGAAAUUUUGAAAAAUGAAGGCAUUGUAGUGUGGAUGGUUUGUAGCAGUGCUGUCAGUGGACAAACAUCUCAAGUUAUCUAAUAAACAAUAAAUAACACUGAUCUGAGUUUUGUUUCUGAAAGCUUUAUUUGUUUUUGUAAAAAUUUAUCAAGACAGCAAAACAAACAAACAAAAAUCAGUCAAUAAUAAUCCAGCCCUGUUCCUACUUAAAUACACACCCAUGAAAAACAUGCAGAUCUGCUCUUCCAGUGAUUUUACCAACAGCUGUGUAACCGAUUCAGAGGUUUUUACUGGAUUUUCCUUGAGUUACAGCAUAUAAAGGUUGAAGUUGAUAGUUAACACAUACUUGAUGGAUCUAAGUUACAAAAGUAGAUAUUAGAUGAUUUCUCUCAGCCAGUCUUUGGUCUUCAUUACAGUUGAUUUACAAAAUACACAGUUUGCUCAAAUGAACCACACACUUAAGCAGAAAACAGGUUAUGAUUCUGAUCCUACUAACUGGAGUGAGUCUUUAAAAUAAACCGCAGUACAGAAAAAUGGGCUAGAGUGGUCCUGUCCAGACCAGAGGAAAAAUCCAGUACAAAUGGUAAUAGAAUAGACAGUGCGUAAAAAGCCUGAAAUAGUGUACAGCAGAUCAUUUCCUUGAAGUAAUAAUCAUCAUAUUAAUCAUUUUGCACUGUAGACGCGGUAGUUCUUCUGCCUUAGCGUCUCAGUCUGAUUGCAUUUCCAUAAAGAAAUGAUCAUAAAUGUUCUUCCUUGAGCUGUGAAACUCCGCUGCACUUGGUGAUUUACUCGUCAGGACUCCCCCACAAACAAGCAGCUGCUGGAGGAGAGUAGGGGAGUUGUGUUUGGUCUCUGCUAAAGAAAUCAAGCAAAGCUAAAAAGAUGUUUGGUGGCUGGUACUAUGGGUGGGACCCACUAUGUACUGUUGAUGAAGUUAGUUUCGUUUCUGAGUAUUAUUUGUGGCAAUAGAGUGGCUUUUUGGUUGAGGUUUGCGUGUGGAAACGUAGACUGCUGUGUAUUGCUAUCGUGCGGUCAUUACUAAAGUUGGUAUAACUAAAGAAGCAAGCGGUCGGCAACAUUCAUCAGGUGGUGUCUUACUCGGUGUUAUGGUGUGUUUGACCCUGACUUAAUUUUACGCCUGAAUAUCCCUUUAACAUCAAUAGUUGAUUAUUAAAUGUCCUAACCAAAGAAUCUAUUUUUUCCCCAUUUUAUCUUGUUUUCCAUGACUUUAAUGUUCUUUAUUGUUCAUGAUCUCAAAAAAAGUUUUCUCAGGAUGACAGUGUUAUCACAAUAAAUUAAAAUAAACAAUAAAUCAGCCCUUUUUUGUUUUAUAUCUAAUAAUAGAUGAACCAGUUGUUUAGUAAAAACUUGUACAUUAUGCUUCCUGUGCUUUCGUACACACACAGCUCUUCCUGGCCUCCAUACAUGGAGGUUGAGUGUGUUUAGUGGUUCAGCAGCAGGGUUUAGACUAACAUCCUCCUCCUCAGCCUGUUAUCUGUCUCCUCUCCGACUCAGUCUCCUGUAAAACUCUUUCCUCAGCAGGUCUCUCUCUUUGCGGAUUCCCUGCAGCACUGUGCGGUUCUCCUGAGCCCGUCGUACUAAGUACGGCAGAGUGUCAUCCACUGAGCCGUAUGGCACAGACUUGUAGAUGGCAUAACCCUCUUUUGC
This is a messenger RNA of Xyrichtys novacula (pearly razorfish), 9866 nucleotides long. The record is from the annotation of a GenBank genome assembly. Lineage: Eukaryota; Metazoa; Chordata; Actinopteri; Labriformes; Labridae.